AGUGGUUAGACGUAACAAAAGAGUUAAACAAAUCAGAAAAUAUAAUAUACAUAUGGAUUUCUAAAGUAAGGAACACAUUCAAAUAAAUGGAUCUGCCUAAAGUUCAAGUGGACUACGCUACCAGGGAGGGGGACUGGCAAUUUAAUCCUAAUCCAGAACUAUAUGCAGAAGUGGCAACCCAGUUUCAGCGAAGAAAUGCCAAUACACUACUCAAAGAAUUGUGUUGGAGUUAUCUGGAUGACAUUAUACUCGAUAUUGGUUGUAACAAUGGUGAUGUUACAAAGAUGUUGCUUUCUAAAAGUGAUCAAAUACACCACAUCAUGGCAUGUGACAUCCUAGCUCCUUGUAUUGAGUAUGCCAAGCAGAAGAAUGCUGAUGCCAAUAUAACAUACAUAGAGAUGGAUGUGUGUAAAGAGUGGCCAACAAGCUGGGAAAACAGAUUUGACAAGGUUUUCUCCAAUGAAUGUUUGAACAUGAUAGUUGACAACCAGGAGAAUGUAUUAAAGAAGGUUUUCAACAGUCUUAAGCCAGGGGGUGAACUUGGUGCAUCAUACUUUCUACGCAUUGAUGGUAUACAAGCUGCAACUCUAACAUUGAUGGAAUCAGAAAAAUGGAAAAAAUACUUUACAGAAAACAAAUUGUCAAAAACACUUGCAAUUACCCAGAAAAAUAUUGAAAAAAUGGUCUGGUGUGAUGAACAGGUAUUUCCAAAAAUGCUAGAAAAAAUAGGAUUUCAAGUAAAAUUAUGUAAAUCUGUACAAUCUUGGAGUUUUCUGAAAAUUGAUUGCACAUUCAUAAAAGGAACUUUUGACCUAUUUUUCAAGUUUUAUCAUCAGAUUCCAACUGCUCUACAAGGUGACUACUUAACUGAUAUGGUUUCUAUCAUCAAGGAAAUUGAAAUGAUGAAAUUUCAGUUCCUCUCUGAUAAAGGCAAUGAAUGGGCACAUCUUAUGCAAGAUGAAUCAAAUGAUAAACACCCUCUUUGUCAGGAAUUAAUCAUAAUACACUGUGUAAAACCAAAUGUAUCAUAGGAAGUCUGUAUAUUUUGAAUUCAAGUCUUAUAUUUUGCAUACACAGGUACAUUAGGUAACACAGUGGUGAAGCUCACAAAAAAAUGAUUCUUAAAACUGAAAAUCACAGAAGCGAAAAAUAAAAUGCAUUUUACAACUAUUUUGUAUUUUUGUAAUCAAGAAUUAGUUUAGUCUAGUCUUAGUUCAAUCUUGUAUAUUGUAGUUGGUAGUCAAUGUC
Molecule: messenger RNA, 1248 nt
Organism: Owenia fusiformis
Lineage: Eukaryota; Metazoa; Annelida; Polychaeta; Sabellida; Oweniidae
Source: the annotation of a GenBank genome assembly